UUGCCAAAAGAGUGAACAUGAAGAAGAAGAAAAUUCUCGCGAGAAUUUUGCGACUUCACGUUUCUUUGGAUUUGCGUCUCAAACUCGCCGGCACGAGAGAAAUAUUGCAGUGAUGUCACAGUGUAGCCCUCCUCAGUAAAUAUGGCAGCAGUUCCUGGAGUGAUGGCCCUCCUCACCCUGCAACGAUCAGUGACGUUGCGGCACAGCUUUUUUGGCUUAAUUCCAAUACCUUUGGCAUCAACCUGCUUUCCCACGAGGCUUUUCAGUGCUGCUAAAGAAAGUACUGAAUCAAAAUCACCAGUAAACCCAGAGAAUGAAUCUUUGCUUGAGAACCUGAAUCUCAUGGGAGUUGAUGUGAGGAUGGCACGCCAGCGUCAACCUGGGGUGCUUCGUAAAGCCUUCACUAAUGAGCAAGGCCUUGCUCAGUUCCUGCAAGGAAAAGGCGCCAGUCGCAAAGUGAUUGCCAGCAUCAUAUCCCGCUAUCCCCGUGCCAUCCCCCGCUCCAUUGAACACUUGGAGCAACGCUGGCAGCUGUGGAGGAACAUCUUCAAGACGGACGCAGAAAUCGUGAGCAUCGUGGAUCGCUCGCCUGAGUCAUUUUUUCGCUCCAGUGAUAACGACAACUUGGAGAAGAACAUAGCUUAUCUCGUCUCACUAGGACUAAACACAAAAGACCUCCACCGGCUGCUGACCACAGCACCACGGACGUUUUCCAACAGCUUAGCGCUCAACAAGCAAAUGGUGGAAUUUCUGGAAGAUAUCUGUAUAGAGCUCGGUGGAUGUAACCCAGAGCAGUUUGCAAAAACCGUCAUAACCAGAAACCUCUACAUUCUCAUCAGAAGCACUAAGAGAGUCAAGACAAACAUAGACAACCUGAGAGCAUCUCUUAAGUUGAAGGAUUCAGAGCUGCUGGCUCUUCUUCAAAGCCACGGGGCAGAAAUUCUGGACCUUUCUAAUGAGUACCUAAAAAAGAAUUUUAACAGCCUGGAGGAGAAGAUGACUGCUCUUGGGUGUCGGAAAGCUGACGUAAAAAAACUGAUCAUCAGCUAUCCGAUGAUUCUCUACAUUGGGCCUGACACACUGAGCUCUAAACUAGACUGUCUCCUAAAAGGAGGAAUAACAAUUAAGCAGAUACUGGAAAAGCCCAAAGUUUUAGACUACAGCACACAAAACAUUACAGGGCGACUAAAGGAACUGCGAAGAGUGGGCUAUGACUUCCAGAAGAAUGGCAUCAAUAUCCUGGAUUCAAGUCGAAAGCGGUUCGAUGCAAAGAUAGAAAAGCUUUCUGCCUCACCAGAUGAAUUAAUGUAGUUGCCUGUUUUAUAAUGUCAGACAGUUUUGGUUGAUGAUUUUCCAUCAUUUUGGCUUAAAAAUAAUCUGAGAUCC
Molecule: messenger RNA, 1386 nt
Organism: Archocentrus centrarchus (flier cichlid)
Lineage: Eukaryota; Metazoa; Chordata; Actinopteri; Cichliformes; Cichlidae
Product: transcription termination factor 1, mitochondrial-like
Exons: 2
Coding region: 142-1311 (389 amino acids)
Biological process (GO): regulation of DNA-templated transcription; termination of mitochondrial transcription
Cellular component (GO): mitochondrial matrix
Molecular function (GO): double-stranded DNA binding
Source: RefSeq, a predicted model, not a curated record